GGUUCGCACAUCCGAGGGAGUAUAAAUGCUUUACUCUACUGAGCAAGCAAACUCCUUUCUCUCCUGCUCUCAGUGAACUUCGUCUCUUUUCUCCGCCUCCAUUGCAGCAGCCAUGGCCGUCACCUUCUCAGAUCUCCACACCGAAGCCGGUCUAAAAUCCCUCGACGCCUUCCUCUCCGGCAAAACCUACAUCUCCGGAGAUGCGUUGACGAAGGACGACAUUAAGGUCUACGCCGCUGUGUCGGAGAAGCCCGGCGAUUCGUUCCCCAACGCCAGCAGAUGGUACGGCAGCGUUUCGGCCCAGCUCGCUUCCAGUUUCCCGGGAAACGCUGUUGGAGUUAGAAUUGGUGGAAAAGGCGCUCCUGAUGAAGAACCAAAGAAGGAUGCUCCUGCAGAAGACGAUGACGACGACAUUGAUCUCUUUGGUGAUGAGACGGAGGAGGAAAAGAAGGCUGCUGAGGAGAGGGAAGCAGCUAAAAAGCAAUCGUCUAAGAAGAAAGAGAGCGGAAAGUCUUCUAUUCUGAUGGAUAUCAAGCCUUGGGAUGAUGAGACAGACAUGAAGAAGCUAGAAGAGGCUGUUCGGGCCGUAGAAAUGCCUGGCCUGUUUUGGGGAGCAUCAAAAUUGGUUCCGGUUGGUUACGGUAUAAAGAAGUUGCAGAUAAUGCUCACCAUUGUUGAUGACCUUGUAUCCGUCGAUACGCUUAUUGAGGAGCAACUUACUGUUGAGCCUUGCAGUGAAUAUGUCCAAAGCUGUGAUAUCGUCGCCUUCAACAAGAUUUAAGUACCCUUGAGUUAGCUAUUUAUGCAGUAUCUAGUUUUUUUUCCAUCCAUUUCUUUUUUUCCCCCGCUUUUUGUUUUUCCUUUGAUCAUGCGUUUAAUGUUUUCGUAUGGUCUUGUGCGUGCUUUCUUUAUUUGCUCUGUUUUUCUGUGACUGAUAGAGAAGAAAGAUUAACUUAUUCUACUUGAUAGUCAUUUUGCCCGCCC
Morus notabilis is the source of this 984-nucleotide messenger RNA. Its product is annotated as elongation factor 1-beta 2. Gene Ontology annotation, molecular function: guanyl-nucleotide exchange factor activity; translation elongation factor activity. NCBI's taxonomy places the organism in Eukaryota, Viridiplantae, Streptophyta, Magnoliopsida, Rosales, Moraceae. Gene Ontology annotation, cellular component: cytosol; eukaryotic translation elongation factor 1 complex. Bases 113 to 781 code for a protein of 222 amino acids. The transcript has 6 exons. Gene Ontology annotation, biological process: translational elongation. The record is from RefSeq and is a predicted model, not a curated record.